Molecule: messenger RNA, 1981 nt
Organism: Ixodes scapularis (black-legged tick)
Lineage: Eukaryota; Metazoa; Arthropoda; Arachnida; Ixodida; Ixodidae
Product: cytochrome P450 3A16
Exons: 14
Coding region: 63-1577 (504 amino acids)
Molecular function (GO): monooxygenase activity; heme binding; oxidoreductase activity, acting on paired donors, with incorporation or reduction of molecular oxygen
Source: RefSeq, a predicted model, not a curated record
UGAUUCUAUGUCUGGCAGCCAAGGAGGGACUGGACCCUCAGUUUAUUUCCUGGAAUGGAAGAAUGAACGCCAUGACGGUUGUGGUUGUGGCGUUUCUCGCGCUGGUUGGAUUUUUUGUAUGGAAGCUGCAACAAAUAUUUACUUUCUGGAGUGACAAAGGCGUCCCAUACCUAACACUGUGGCAGUACUUGCGCGUCGUCUACGACAUGUACACAAAGCCGCUGCACGAGGUCAUACGUAAGAACUACGAACGCUAUGGACGGCUUUAUGGAUCGUAUCAAGGCAUUGUGCCCACCUUGGUUGUCGGAGACCCUGAUAUUCUCGCAGACGUUUUUGUGAAGAACUUCAAGUCGUUUUCCGACAGGACGGAGGCACAAACGAUUGGAACUGAUAUCUGGAAGAAAUCAAUCCUCAACCUUUCUGGAGAAGAAUGGAAACACGCCAGAGGUAUUCUUUCCCCCGCAUUUACAGCAAAUCAACUCAGGAAGGCCGUUGUGAAAAUUCACAAGAUAUCAGAGAGAAUGACGACCCGCCUGGCUGAAUAUGCGAAGGAUAAAAAACCAGUUGCAAUAAACGAGGUAUUCGGAGACUGGGCCGUGGACACGAUGGCUGCCUUGGUGUACAGUAUUGACCUGGACAGUCGCAACGAGCCGAGCCAUCCAAUGAUGAUAUGUUUCGAAAAGCUGUUCUCUAGGAUCAAGAGUUGGCAGAUGAUGAUGAUGUUCACUAUGCCAAGAAUCUACAAGCUUUGUCAGCCACAGUUUUUGACAAAAGAAAAUACUGAGCCGCUCAAACAUUUUGUGUCCCACAUCAUACAGGAAAGGCAAAAGAGAGACAACAAAGACGACGACAUUCUGCAGUUAUUUAUCGAUGCCGGAUGUGAAAAUGGCCCUGGCGACAAGAACGUACAUGCAAACGAUGACUACUCUUGUGGAAAGCCCAUGACGCUAGAUGACAUCACGGCCCAGGCAAUGCUCUUUUUUGGUGCCGGUACGGACACAGUAUCGUCCGCCAUGACGCUUUCGGCAUACCUCCUGGCCCUGAACCCAGAAUGCCAGGAGAGGGUACUGAAAGAAGUCGAUGAUGCGGUUCAAAAGGACGGAAUAACGUACGAUACGCUGCAGGCUAUGACUUACCUCGAAGCUUCCAUCAAGGAGGCCAUGCGCAUGUACACUGCUGAUUCGUUUAUCAUGAGACUGUGCACCGAAGAAACUACGGUCGCUGGAGUUCCCUUCAAGCCUGGGAUGAAUAUCGACGUCCCCUUUGUGGGAAUUCAUUACGACCCGGAAUUUUUCCCUGAUCCCGAGACGUUUAAGCCUGAAAGGUUCCUACCCCAGAACAAGGACAACAUCAGACCAUUCACUAAUCUCGCCUUCGGUGCCGGCCCCCGAAAUUGCGUGGGAAUGCGUCUGGCCAUGGUGCAGGCGAAGGUGGCUUUGGCUUCCAUGCUGCGUCACUUCAAGUUUCACGCGUGCCCGGAGACAAUGGUCCCCGUGAGGUUUAAACCAAGACACAUGAUUCCAGAAACAGAUGGUCCCUUGAUGUUGCGACUUGUUAGGCGCAAUGAGAGUGAAUAGCCGCCUGCCAAGCAUAGUACCACCACUGGAGUUGGCCUAUACCUCGUUGGACCAAUCACAAAAAAAAAGGCCCAUCGACUUGCACUUCUGACGCUGCUUGAUGGGUCCCAUCAGUUCAUAGUGUCGGCUGCGUCGGGACUCGCAAUGGGGCCCUAUUCUUUGGGUUGUACAAUAAAGGAGAUCAGUGAUGACCGAUCUUUGUCAGACCCAGCUUACACACCAAAGAAAAAUAAGUUAUUUCGUAAUUUCUCCGAACGUCAAGCUAAUUUCUCCCUAAGAACAGUCCUUUGUCGGGAGACAUUGGAGUGAAUGUCGCGGUGAAGAAUGCAAAAGCAGGGGCUCAAACGAAAAUGAAUACAGUUGCAGAAAUGUAAUCACCUAGAAAUAAAUCUUGUUCUAGUUUU